Dermacentor albipictus is the source of this 984-nucleotide messenger RNA. RefSeq lists its product as uncharacterized. The record is from RefSeq and is a predicted model, not a curated record. NCBI's taxonomy places the organism in Eukaryota, Metazoa, Arthropoda, Arachnida, Ixodida, Ixodidae.
UUCCUAUUCCAUGAGAAAGUUUUACCGCUCGGAAGAAACCACCGUGUCACCGCUCUACGAUCGGCAAGGGGCCUUACGUUGUUUGCCCACAGCUUAUGUAAUCGCGAUGGAAUUGGUCCAGGCGUCCUUGCUGCAGCACAUAGCGAGAGGCUUCGAAGAGCGCGAUGCCCAUGCGGAAGUGAUACCGGAAGAGGCCGAUAUCAAAGCAGCUAGUGGUAACGUAAGGUUGCCGCCCAUACCUCCACUUUGUGGCUUUUUCGUUUCCUCGUCCAUCCGCGACAGCCCCGGUAACAACGGCGAAGAGGAAGUGAAGAGCGAACUGUCGGACGCCAACAAUUUUGACGACGAUGGCCUGAAGCGCCCCAAUGACCUGUACGAGAGGUACCUGUUUCGAAUACGGACGCAACGGGACGGUGAGUCUCAUCGAAAGUUUCUGCAAGCGCUCAAGGACCAGGCCGACAACUGCGACUUUGGCGAGUCCUCGGACGUCAUGGUACGCGACCAGGUGAUAUUCGGCACCAACAAUGCCGAACUUCGAGAGCUUAUGCUUGGCCAGCGAAACCUCACAAUGGCCAAAGUUGAGGAACUGUGCAGAGCUGCGGACGAGGGGGUGCUCGGAAAUCACGUCUUGGGCAACAGCAACAACAACGACCCCAACUUUCGGAAGCGGCGCAUUCGAAAAAGAAGCUGUCCUACGCAGGAGAGAACGUGCUACUUGUGCAGGAGAAGGGGCCAUUUCGGACCAGAGUGUACCGCGGGGCCAGUUGUGAUCGAAGAUGCGCUCGAAAACAGCGAUGAAUUCGAGGAGUGCGAACUGUUCGGCUGGUUUCACCCAGACUUCUUCAAAGGAUUCGGUGUGUUUUGAUGAGUUAUGAAUGCUGAGUCAUUCAGCCGCGGGAUGACCAAAGAUUCCUUGAUCAAAUUUCUGGAAGUGCCCUUGCGACAGAAGUGAGCUAUGUGCUAUUCGCCGAGAGUGUUUCCAGG